ACGUUGCUCGUUAGCUCGGUGUGUAGCAUUUACUUUCUCCUUGGGGUGUGUGUUUUUGCAGAUUUUGAACUUUGGCUCCUCAGUCUUUAUGGUUUGCAAAACCUGUGCUCCAGGCAGCUGAGCAUCUUGGGAAAGAAUGUGCCAUUUCCAGCGCCUACUGUUGACUGUCCUGUAAUUCCUGGCUUGGCUUAUGGGAUAUGUUCAGGAUUCCAGUGGUUGCUUUUUCGUUGACUCGUUAUCUGUGCACAGCAGGUGGUAAUACAAGUAGUGCUUUAUCAAAAAUGUUUUAUGCUGUCAAAAGAGGGCGCACUCCUGGAGUCUAUAACACUUGGGACGAAUGUAAAGCUCAAGUUGACCGCUUCCCGUCGGCUAGGUACAAGAAAUUUGCUGCAGAGAAUGAAGCCUGGGAGUUUGUUAGAAAUACAGAGGAAGCUCAGACACUGAACACAGACGAUGGUUGUGGAAAGCCGACCUCCUCACCAGCAAAGUCAUCAGAAUCUCAUUCAAAACGACCAUAUAAGAGACCACUUAACCCACCUCUGAGCUCUUCUGAGACAGGACAACCUGCCAAACGCACCAAGCUCAUUGAUAUCAGUUCCUUGCCAUCUUUAAAUAAUGGAACAUUUAACUACAUGGGUGAUUUUACUGUGGUAUACACAGAUGGCUGCUGUUCUCGCAAUGGUCGAUUAAAAGCCCGAGCUGGGAUUGGUGUUUACUGGGGUCCAAACCACCCGUUGAAUGUUGCAGAAAGACUUGAUGGAAGACAGACGAACCAGAGGGCUGAAAUACUGGCAGCAUGCAAAGCAAUAGAGGUGGCAAAAUCCCAAAAUAUUACAAAACUGGUUCUUUACACAGACAGCAUGUUUACAAUAAACGGUAUCACUAAAUGGAUCAAUUCUUGGAAGAGCAAAAACUGGAAGCUUAGCACAGGGCAAAAUGUUAUUAACAGAGAAGACUUUGAAAAGCUUGAUAAACUUAUUGAGGGUAUAGAUAUUAAAUGGAUGCACAUACCAGGCCACGCUGGAUUUAGUGGAAAUGAAGCAGCUGAUAGACUCGCUCGUGAAGGCGCUAAGAAGUCACUUGAAAUAGAAUAGGUCUUCGAACUCCUGUUUGGGCAUAAACUCAAACUUGCAUUGAGUUCUUUUGAAUAUUUUAAGACUAAAGAAGACCUCUGGUUUAUCUGUAUAAUCAUUUUUGUGAAAGAGAAGAUCAACACCAAUAGGAUAUCUGCAACCCAUACAGCAACAAUAUAUCUAUAUAAAUGCAUGACUGUUUUACAAUUUAGCAAAAUAUCAACAUUUUUCAGUUUGUCACUCGAAUAAGCAAAACCCGUGCAAAUGCAUUGGCAAAUUUGGUUUUAAUAUGGUCAAAAAGUAAAUAGUUUUGUCUGCUAACACAGUUUAGCUUAUGAAUGUGCUGGGCAAAUAAUUUUGUGCACAUCUCCCACUCUGCCAUAAUUUCCCCUCCCCCGUUGAAAAUUUAGAAUAGAAAAUAACUGCUAUAGACCCUCCAGGCUUGUAACUAUUAGGCCUG
Molecule: messenger RNA, 1533 nt
Organism: Pelobates fuscus (common spadefoot toad)
Lineage: Eukaryota; Metazoa; Chordata; Amphibia; Anura; Pelobatidae
Product: ribonuclease H1-like
Exons: 9
Coding region: 198-1094 (298 amino acids)
Biological process (GO): DNA replication, removal of RNA primer
Molecular function (GO): magnesium ion binding; nucleic acid binding; RNA-DNA hybrid ribonuclease activity
Source: RefSeq, a predicted model, not a curated record